GCCAUGUGUUUUCUGGUACGGUUCCAUGAUUACAGAUCAAGAAACAGAGAAUGUCUAUCUUUGGCCUUUAUCUUUACAUUACACGAGAAUCCACUGGUCACCCUCCUGUUUAAUGCCGACUGGCCGCUUCUCGUCGAGGCUGAUUCUUCCCGCGUGCAAGAUGGCGGUGGUAAGGACGGUGUUGGCGAUGGUCGGCAGCCCGUCAUCAACGAACUUCUCGAUCGAGAUGUA
Molecule: messenger RNA, 231 nt
Organism: Mycena citricolor
Lineage: Eukaryota; Fungi; Basidiomycota; Agaricomycetes; Agaricales; Mycenaceae
Source: the annotation of a GenBank genome assembly